CCGACGGGCCUCACCACCUCUCGCCUUCACGGUCUCCUCGCCCCUCGCCCCACCCGCAGUCCCUUCCUCCCCUCCCCCUACCCGCCAUUGCCUAGGAGGCUAGGACUGGACCCUCCGGGCGCAAACCUUAUCCAAAUCGCCGUCGCCCAUGGAGGCCGUGCGCGCGUCGGCGGCGUGGGUCGCCAGCUGCUCCUCCCAUGUCACGGUCGACCUGCAAGAAAUUGAGAAGGUGGUGGACAAAAUUCAGGGGAAUGUUCCAAAAGUUGAAUGGGAUUUCGAAGGAAUUCAUUACUUCGACAACGGGCCGCUCACAGUCCAGUACCUCUUUGUCUUGGAUGCACUUAACUUCUGCUUCUGGCCAGAUAAGGAUUUGAGCUAUGACCAUUUGGCUUCUGGACUGAAGUUAGCCUUGGAGAAAGAUAAGACUGCCCUCGAUGCAGACCGCCUAAAGAACUACAAUGGGCCCCAGCUCCGCCAACUUCUGAACUGGCCACGACCACUGCCAAUUGAGGAGGAAAGAGUACGCCUCCUCCAUGAGGUUGGACUGGAACUUGAAAGAAACUUUGGAGGUCAGGCUGCUAAUCUAGUGAAGUCUGCUGGAAACUCUGCUGCAACUCUAAUUGAACUCAUUACCCGGCAUUUUCCUGGUUUCCGGGAUCAUUCACUUUACAAGGGACACCAGGUUUUCCUGUACAAGAGAGCUCAGAUCUUUGUUGCUGAUUUGUGGGGUGCUUUCAAGGGACAAAACUACGGCGAGUUCCAUGACAUCAAUUCCAUCACCAUAUUUGCUGACUACAUUGUCCCCGCUGUCCUGAGGGAGCUUGGCAUACUGAAAUAUGGCUCGAACUUAUCUUGCUCGAUUGAUUCAAACCACGAGAUCGUGCCUGGAAGCGAGGAGGAAGUGGAGAUCCGUGCUUGCUCCAUCUAUGCAGUGGAAAAGAUGAGGGACCUGAUCGGCAAAAAGUUUGGAAAGCAGCUUCUGAGCAUUGACAUUGAUCUCUGGCUCUGGUCGUGCGGCGUGCAGAACAUGGCGCUGUCACAUCACCGCACCCUGUCGAUUUACUACUGAGGCAAGCAGGCACCAGGCAGGUAUUCAGCUGCAGGGCUGCUGGUGCUGGUGCCGUGGGGAGCGCGUAUUCAGUCAUUCAGCUGCCCGAGCGUUGUCGUGGAACUGUAACAGCUAUAGUUGUCGAAAAUUUUGUCCCCUUGAGAAUGCACAAAAAGGUGCAAGGUAUUGUAGGGUCGUCGCAUUAGGAUGGACGGUGCUAGUAAUAUAACAUUUUGAGACUAGAACAGCUGUUGUUUUCAGAUGAAUUGUACUCGUAUGGAGUGGAUGCUGCUGCUCUCCAGAUUGAUCUCGAUGGAUGCGUAAGAACACAAGUAACCAGC
Molecule: messenger RNA, 1389 nt
Organism: Setaria italica (foxtail millet)
Lineage: Eukaryota; Viridiplantae; Streptophyta; Magnoliopsida; Poales; Poaceae
Product: queuosine salvage protein-like
Source: RefSeq, a predicted model, not a curated record